AUGGGGGUUUCCUACUUAAUUGGUGGCCUCUUACCAAUGAUUCCGUACUUUGUGACGAAAGAUGUCACCCGUGCUUUGUUCGUUUCUAUCGGUAUAACAACGGCUAUUCUGAUUCUCUUCGGAUUUAUCAAAAAUUAUGUCAACGUAAAAACAACGCGAUCUGGGUUAAUCGGGGCAGUCCAAACGCUCUGUGUUGGAGCUAUAGCGGCUGGUGCGAGUUACGGUGUCGUGUAUGGCAUUGACCAUUCCAACCUUCAUUGA
Penicillium cataractarum is the source of this 261-nucleotide messenger RNA. RefSeq lists its product as uncharacterized. The transcript is spliced from 2 exons. Gene Ontology annotation, biological process: intracellular manganese ion homeostasis. NCBI's taxonomy places the organism in Eukaryota, Fungi, Ascomycota, Eurotiomycetes, Eurotiales, Aspergillaceae. Gene Ontology annotation, cellular component: fungal-type vacuole membrane. Gene Ontology annotation, molecular function: iron ion transmembrane transporter activity; manganese ion transmembrane transporter activity. Bases 1 to 261 code for a protein of 86 amino acids. The record is from RefSeq and is a predicted model, not a curated record.